AUGAAGUUCACCGAUGGCAUGUGGAUGACCAAGGAAGGUUACACCUUCCAUUGGGCAGAGCAUGCUGAAAGAGUAUAUGUAAAGGAUGACAACCAGGGCGCUGACCUACUGCUCGUCAAGCGGCAGAAUUGGGUUGGCGACUCGUUAAACACACCUUCGAUCACUGCCAGUUUGAGAUCUCCUCGGGAAGGAAUCCUUGCCGCCAAGUUCACCCAUUGGGACGGAGAGGACGAGGGAGGUCCUCACUUUGAGCUGUUCGAGGAUCAGCCGUCGGUCAGACUUGACAAUGUCCCAGAGAAGCAGCUUCAAAUCAGUACAGGACCACUGGACUUGACUGUAGACACGUCUCGAAAUAACUUGAGCUUUGAGUACUCCAACUCGAAGGCCAAGACGGAAGUUGAAAGGCGAUUGAGUGGACAUUCGUUCAGGUCGAUUGGAUUCGUGUCCAGCCGAGACACGCCCACAUACUCCAUUGCCGACGGGCUGUACGCAGAGGAGAAGAAUUACAUGUUGCUAGAGUUCGACAUCUCGGUGCAUGAGCAGAUCUAUGGCCUAGGUGAGCGGUUCGGUCCUCUGGUCAAGAACGGCCAGAGUAUCGAUGUAUGGAACGAGGAUGGUGGUACUUCCUCGGAGCAAACAUACAAGAAUGUUCCUUUCUUCGUCUCUUCGCGAGGAUAUGGCGUCUUCAUCAACCAUCCGGGGAGGGUCAUGCUCGAGGUGCAAUCGGAGCGUACGACUCGAGUAAACGUCGCCGUCGAGGGCGAGUCUUUGGAAUACAUGGUAAUUGCGGGUCCGACGCUGAAGGAGGUCUUGGGCAGAUAUACGAGUCUGACUGGACGAGCCGCUCUUCCUCCAGCUUGGUCUUACGGCUUGUGGCUCACGACAAGUUUUCAGACCAGCUACACCGAGGAUGUUGUGAGCUCGUUCCUCGAUGGUCUCAAAGAGCGCUCCAUCCCUUUAUCGGUGUUCCAUUUGGACGCCUGCUGGAUGAAGACAUUCCAAUGGUGCGACUUCAUAUUUGAUGAGGCUCAGUUUCCCGACCCCAAGGGCUAUAUCUCGCGGGUCAAAGCUAGAGGACAUCGCUUAUGUGUGUGGAUGAAUCCGUACGUCGGACAAGCAUCGCCACUGUUUGCCGAGGGCAAAAAGAACGGAUAUUUCAUCAUGCGUGCGGAUACGAGGCGGCCAACAGUAUGGCAGUGGGAUGAGUGGCAGGCAGGGUGUGCCGUGGUGGAUUUCACCAACCCUGAGGCGCGGACGUGGUUCAGCUCGCACCUCCACCGGUUGAUGGAUCUGGGUGUGGAUUCGUUCAAGACCGAUUUUGGUGAGAGAAUCCCAUUCGAUCCCAAAAAGGUCAAAUAUCAUGACGGUUCAGACCCCGUGCGGAUGCACAAUUUCUAUGCUUUCUUGUACCAGAAGACGGUGUGGGAAUGCGUUCAGGCCCAUUCGUCUCAUACGACCGGCGCGGCCAAGGGCGAGAACCCGGUCCUCUUCGCCCGCCCGGGUACUGCAGGGUCGCAGAGAUAUCCUGUCCAUUGGGGAGGUGACUGUGAGUCCACGUUCCCUGCAAUGGCCGAGACCAUCCGCGGCGGGCUGUCCUUGUCCUUGUCCGGAUUUGCCUUUUGGGCCCACGACAUUGGUGGUUUCGAGGGCCUCCCGGAUCCCGCGUUGUACAAGCGUUGGGUACAAUUUGGAUUGCUUUCGUCCCAUUCGCGUUUGCACGGCUCAAGCUCGUACAGGGUGCCCUGGAUGUUCGAGGAGAAAUAUCCUGGCGAAGAUGAGAAGUGCUCGCGAGUGUUAAGGGAAGCCACGUUGCGAAAGUUGGCAUUGAUGCCGUACAUCCUGAGGCAGGGACUGGAGGCGCACAGGAACGGAACUCCAGUAAUGAGGGCCUUGUUCCUUGAAUUUGAAAACGACUUCAACACUUGGAACCUCGAUACCCAGUUCAUGUUGGGCAGUGAUUUGUUGGUUGCACCGGUGCUGGAUGCUUCCGGCUGGGUGCGUUUCUAUGUUCCAGAAACAGGCACGGCCACUGGAGCCAAAUGGAGGUCAUGGUUUGAUCACACAAAGACUUAUGAGGAGGGGAAAUGGUACGUCGAGACGCACGAUUUCAACACCCUUCCGCUCCUGAUCCGGUCGGGCGCGGUCAUCCCCUACAAUCCCUCGCUGAAGGAUCCUGAAGCCGAUUACCUCAACGGUUUGCAAGUUUUGGUCAAUGGUCCAAUCGCCGAAGACAAGGACGUUGAGAUUGUGCUACCUUCGGAUGUCUACCAUGUCGGCAAGACAUUCACUGUCGCUCAGGACCUGACGGUGCGAGCUGACGGUGUGGAAGUGGUUGAUCUUACCAAGAGGUCGGUGCCUGCUCUGAAAUGA
Molecule: messenger RNA, 2370 nt
Organism: Exophiala dermatitidis NIH/UT8656
Lineage: Eukaryota; Fungi; Ascomycota; Eurotiomycetes; Chaetothyriales; Herpotrichiellaceae
Product: 31 glucosidase
Exons: 2
Coding region: 1-2370 (789 amino acids)
Biological process (GO): carbohydrate metabolic process
Molecular function (GO): carbohydrate binding; hydrolase activity, hydrolyzing O-glycosyl compounds
Source: RefSeq, a predicted model, not a curated record